Molecule: messenger RNA, 5071 nt
Organism: Talpa occidentalis (Iberian mole)
Lineage: Eukaryota; Metazoa; Chordata; Mammalia; Eulipotyphla; Talpidae
Gene: SCEL
Product: sciellin
Exons: 38
Coding region: 881-3106 (741 amino acids)
Biological process (GO): epidermis development
Cellular component (GO): cytoplasm
Source: RefSeq, a predicted model, not a curated record
CCACCCCCUCCUGCCACCACUCCCUCCGCCUCGGGCUCGGGGUGUGAGGCUGCCGGGGCCCGCGGGAUCUGGAGUGAGUCCACUUCUCCGGGUUUUCCUGGCAGCUCGAGGAGGAGCGAGGGAGGCUGUCAAGUGCGGGCGAGCAGAGCAUGUCUUUUUAUUCAGAUUGGGAUCUUUUCCGACCUCUAAAAAUGAGUCUUAGUGUCCUUCUAAAUUGUUGAUCAGCGAUUAUAUCAGUAUUGCCGGCAGAAUCUACAAAAAAAUGAAGAUUUUCACUGCUUUAAGAAAUGAAAAUACUCAAGUUGGAUGAAACCAACCAGAGAUGGAAAUAUUAUCAGCCUAAUUUGGCUGAUUAUCAUUCUAGUGCUCCAGGUGGAAAUACAUGGACACAGCCCAGGAAAAGUCCUUGAUACUCCUCCUUCUAUCAGCAUUCACUUCAGGGAGAUCUCACUCCUACUACAGGACUUCUUUGGGCUUCUGGUGGAGUAGACAUUAAAUAUAAUUAAAGUGCAAGAAAAUUCACAAGUGUUAUAACCUGGAGAAGGUUUGAGAAGCACAGAAGAGCUUAGUGAAGCACCUCCAAGAUGAGAGUCACUGUGCUAGCCACAACCCUAUUGAAGACCAACCAUAACAUUAUCUGGCAAUUCAAGACCCUCAACUUGAAGUUCUUCAGCAGAAACUCUGAAAAGCUCUUACAUCCAGAGGGCAUGGCCUGAGGCUUCACAGAAAAUCUGAACAGAGGAGGAACCAUUCACGGAAGCUCUGCAUUUUGCCUCGGGAUAGGCUGGAGGAUUAAACUGCAUUAGAAGCUGCAUGCCAGGGAAAUGUGUUGGUAUAAUAGGCCACGUGUCCAAGAUGGCGUCUUCCUGCCACUGUGGACAUGUGGCAGCAAGACUAUAGGCCAGGUUCCAAAUCACGAAGACAACAGAAAACACUACAGGAGAUGCUCCCAGAGCUGCCGAGAUGGCCCAGCACGUCACCAGACAAGCCACACUCAAAACAGCACCUGCAGCAGCCAAAUGACUCGACAAACGGCCAGACUCAUGCAGCUCAGAUCCUCACGGGAGGCAGCAUGUCCAGUUUCACUUUGAGGAAAACACCUCCCACAGCUAAUGAUAUGAAGAGUACCACUCGGGGGACCACACUGAGGCAGCAGGGUUUUUACGAGUUGAACAAAAGAAGAGCCUUUUUACAGGAUAACAGCUGGAUAAAGAAGCUUCCUGAAGAAGAACGCGAUGAAAAUUAUGGUAGGGUGGUGCUCAACCGACAUAAUUCCCAUGAUGCUUUGGACAGGAAAACAAAUGGGCUAGAUGAGCCAAAAGCCACACUUAGUCGGUACAGAUCUGAUGACACUUUGGACAGGAUCUCAGACAGAAAUGAUGCUGUUAAAACAUAUAAGGCCAAUACCUUGGAUAACCGACUAACUAAUAGAAGUUUGUCCACGUUCAAAUCACCAGAAACAACAAAAAAGCAACCUGGAGGUUUGCUCAGUACAAACACCACCAACACUUCUACCUCUGCUACAACUCCUGUAAAGAAAAAGAGACAGUCCUGGUUUCCUCCACCCCCUCCAGGCUACAAUGCCACCCCAAGCACAGGAGCAAUCAGAAGGGAGCCAGCUGUUCACCCUCCAAUACCUCCAAAGCCCAGUUCUCCUGUUACAUCUCCUCACCUGCUGAGACAGGAUAAUAGGCAGAUACGUCCUCCUAAACCAGGUGCUUAUAUAGAAACCAACAGAUCUGCUGAAAGAAAUCUAAGGAGUCAGGAUCUUGAGAACAUUGUAAAAGUAGCCUCUUCACUUAAGAAGACUGACAAGGGUGAAGAAUUGGAUAAUAUAAUAAUGAUGAAUAAAAGCUUGAGUAGAAAUCAAGGUCUUGAUGGUCUCUUCAGAGCAAAUCCUAAGACAGAGCAAACAGAGAAAAGAGCCAAAAGCCUUGAGAAUCUCAUCUUGUUGAAUUACCGGAUGGACAAAGAUGGAAAAGGAAAUCAAACUCUCAGCAGUUUCAUUAGAGAAAAUCCCAGAACAAUCAAGAAUGACAAAGGAAACCAAGACCUUGGAAAUCUUAUUAAAGUUAACCAAAGGACUGACAAGGAUGAGAAAGGAAAACAAGACCUCAAUGGACAUAUUAAAGUGAAUCCUGAAAUAAACAAAAAUAUCAAGAGGGGUAAGAGCCUUGAAAAUCUCAUCAAAGUGACCCCUGAAGUAAGCAGAAAUGACUCAGGUUCCAAAGACCUUGAUAACCUCAUCAAAAUGAAUCCAAGACCAGGAAAGAGUAUGCAAGGGAAACAAGACCUGGAAAAUCUCAUCAAAGAAGUCCCCUCAGCCAAAAAACGCAGCGAACAAGGUCUCAAUGAACUUAUCAGUGUAAGCCCCAAAGCUGUAAAAAAGAUGACUGGAAAUCAAGAGCUUGACAAACUCAUCAAAGUGAAUCCUGAAAUUCUCACCAAUAACCAAAGAAACCAGGAUCUUGAUUACUUCAUCAAAGUGAAUCCUGCAGUCAUCAGAAGCAAUCAGAGCCAAGAUUUAGACAAUCUUACUGAAGUGAGAUCGUCAGCUGUCAGAAAUACUAAGCGAAACCAGGACCUAGAAAAUGUAAUUGAAAUAAAUUCUAAUGUGUCUAAACAUAAGAAUGGACGGCAAGAAGGCCAUGUCAAAGGACCCAAUGAUGCUGUCAACAACCAGCCUACUAGAACAACUGCAUAUUCUUAUGAGACCAAAAAGAAUCUCAGCUCCAAUACUGAAACCAGGAAUGCAGGACCAAAGGAUACUGUAGUGUACACAAGGACUUAUGUGGAGAAUAGUAAAUCACCAAAGGUUGGCUUUCAGGAGAAUGUUUCUGGAAAAUACAUACAGACUGUUUAUUCAACCUCAGAUAGGUCUGUCAUUGAAAGAGAUAUGUGCACUUACUGCCGAAAACCCUUGGGCACAGAAACAAAAAUGAUUUUAGAUGAAUUACAAAUUUGCUGCCAUUCCACUUGCUUCAAGUGUGAAAUAUGUAAGCAACCUUUGGAAAACCUACAAGCAGGUGACAGCAUAUGGAUUUAUAGACAGACAAUACACUGUGAACCUUGCUACUCCAAAGUUCUAGCAAAGUGGAUUCAAUAAUUCUGCCACAUGGAAAUCAAGAUGAAAGCAUUCACUAAGGAAUUAAAAAUUAUUUUAAGAAAGUGUAAUCUAGAAAAGCUUUUACACUGAAGAUUGACUCAUACAAUUAAGAAUUCUGCCAUUACAUAAAUAAUCUAAUUGCCUUCAAAAGGUCAUAUACAUAAAGGAAUUAUCUAGUAUUCAAGUAGAUUUAGUGAUCAAAAAUCCAAAUGUUUCUAGGUACCAAGUGUCAAAGGGUGAUACUUCUGCUGGCAGUGAGCACUGUCAACUCUAACCAGGUCCAGCCCUUCUCCACCUUAGUUAUGCAUCACGGUUUCCAUGACAGAAAAGUUUCUCAUUUUCUCACCUGUAUUUCCCUAAGAAUUUGGAUUUACAGAUAUUAAUGACUCCUGAAAAACUGUCAAGGAGACAAGAUAUGUUUCCUUUAUGUACAAAAGAAAUGAUACUAGAAUUUUUCUUGUAAAGUUUGCCAGAAAGAUCUUAAUAUACAAAGUUGAAUGGGUCUCAGAAAAUCACUUAAACUUUCCAUAUCUCUGUGUCAUUACCUGCAACAUGAAGGACAUUGAACAAAAUUAUUUCUAAAGUCCCAUUGGUUUCCAAAUUCUCUGAUUCUAAAACAAGUUUUUGUUUGCCCUUUUGAAAGAUCCCUGAACGUGUAUUUGUUGAGCCUAUUGAAGUAAAGAGGACGUUGAAACACUUUAGAAUCAUCCUUCAGUUUAUCACAGAUAAAUGUUUAUAGAAUUUGUUUUGAAAACAUAAAAACAUGGAUUUAUGGGUAGUGGGUAAAAUCUGACAUGCAUAGUUUGUAUAUAAUUUGUUAAAUUACUCUUUGCAUGCAUUUCAAAAUGUGGGUAUACAAAUCAUCUAUGAGAAAUAAUGGUUAUGGACUACAGUCAUAUUCUUUAGCAUGUUACAUCUAUCCAUAUUACAUAGCACUUUAGGUUUACAGAACUCUGAUAAAAAAUAAAGUGAAAUAUCAUGCACACAAAAUCUUUUUUUGGAAUGUCUAUGAAUAUCAUUCACUAACAUUGAUUUAGUCAAUUAUACUGAUCACAAUUUAUUAUAUUCUAUAUCAUGCUGGUUAACUUAAUUUUUUAACUGUUCAAGCUGUAGCUUUUAUUUUUAAACCAUUCUUAAAGAAUUGAAAAUUUCAUAGUCAUGUGUGAAGAGCUAGUAUUAUGAAAAUCGAGAAAUUAAACUUACAAACUUUAAUAUGCACACAGCUACUGCAUCUUGAGGGGAGGCAUGUGGAACAUUGAGAGGGGAUAGAAUUCCAGGAUUGUCUAAGGUAUUUGUGAAAAGCUGACAAAAACUAGGGAGAUUAUAAGAUAAUCAUGUGUUUUCUAAAUGUUGAUAAAUUUAAAGAAUUUUUCUCAGUAUAGCAAUUUUAAGCAUUUGUCCCUUUUAGAGACUGGCCCACAAAGUGUUAAACACAAAAUACUUGUCAAAAUACAGCAGUGCAUAAUUGUUGUCCUAAGGAGAGGAAGCCAAAAAAAACAAUUAAUAAUAAUUUGUUAUUCAUUAAUUCAUGCUUGAUGAGAAGCAGUGGUAAUUGAGCCAUAUGUUUUAUUGUUCUUUUAUUACAUGCUAUCAGAGUGGAUCAAAAGAAAUAAUUUUCUUAGAGUUGGAAUUCAAGGCAGAAAAGGAUGGAUAGAAAAGUAACCCUUUUAUAUGAAGUAUAUUAACAUCUCAAUGCCUUUGUAGUAAUUAAAAAAUCAUUUGAAUGUCAUUUUCUAAGUAUCCUACUUUUUAAUGCUUCAUUAAAAAAACUAAAAGGGACUUAUUUCUCACUUUUUUGUAACUAUUUUAUGGACCCUUUCUUCUACAAUAAUGUAUUAAAUUAAACCAAAAGCUGUUGUAAAAUUGAAUAAAUAUGGAGUGGAAGGAGAAAGGCCUCUGAUUUACCAAGUCUCUUCAUUAUGUCUGAGUUUAUUCAUACCAUAGAAAUAACAGAUUCCUAAAACA